This is a messenger RNA of Hippoglossus stenolepis (Pacific halibut), 3562 nucleotides long. Its product is annotated as radixin. NCBI's taxonomy places the organism in Eukaryota, Metazoa, Chordata, Actinopteri, Pleuronectiformes, Pleuronectidae. The transcript has 15 exons. Gene Ontology annotation, cellular component: cytoskeleton; plasma membrane; filopodium. Gene Ontology annotation, molecular function: cell adhesion molecule binding; actin binding. Gene Ontology annotation, biological process: positive regulation of protein localization to early endosome; regulation of organelle assembly; regulation of cell shape. The record is from RefSeq and is a predicted model, not a curated record. Bases 389 to 2107 code for a protein of 572 amino acids.
GCGCCGGGGUGAGGGAGGGGGUGAAUCUGCAGGACUCACCACGCCUCGGUACGGCAAGUUCGUCAGCCAUAUUGACUGUGUGCACCUCCGGCCGUGGGAGCCUGGCGGAGGAGUCUCCCGCAGCCCGUAUCACAGUAUCACCGCGUCAGCCCUCGGUGCGCACCGUGUCCGGUAAACAGCGCAGAGGAGGACGGGAAGGUGAAACGCUCUAUUUUUACGCGCGGUGGAUCUAUAUAAAGACGCGCAGCCAGCUGGAGGGGGUGACAGUUGGACACAUCCUCAGCCGCCGGGCGUUAGAGGUGCUGGUGCCCCGUAGGGAGGCAGGAAGACGGAGGACGACUUCUUUGCGGUUUCUCAUAAUCAGGGGACUGGUGGAGAAAGAAGAAAGAUGCCUAAACCGAUCAAUGUGCGCGUCACCACCAUGGACGCUGAGCUGGAGUUUGCCAUCCAGCCCAACACCACAGGCAAACAGCUCUUCGACCAGGUGGUGAAGACGGUGGGUUUGAGGGAGGUCUGGUUCUUCGGCCUCCAGUACACAGACAGUAAAGGUUACGUGACGUGGCUCAAACUCAACAAAAAGGUGACCCAGCAGGAUGUGAAGAAGGAGAAUCCGCUACAGUUCAAGUUCAGAGCAAAGUUCUUCCCAGAGGAUGUUUCCGAGGAGCUGAUCCAGGAGAUCACACAGAAGCUCUUCUUCCUGCAGGUGAAGGAGGCCAUUUUAAACGAUGAGAACUACUGUCCGCCGGAGACGGCCGUGCUGCUGGCCUCCUACGCUGUCCAGGCCAAGUACGGAGAUUACAACAAAGAUGUUCACAAGCCGGGCUACCUGGCCUCCGACCGGCUACUGCCACAACGAGUUCUGGAGCAACACAAGCUGACAAAGGAACAGUGGGAGGACAGAAUACAGACCUGGCAUGAGGAACACAGAAGCAUGCUCAGGGAGGACGCCAUGAUGGAGUAUCUGAAGAUCGCUCAGGACCUGGAGAUGUAUGGUGUCAACUACUUUGAAAUAAAAAACAAGAAGGGCACGGAGCUGUGGCUCGGGGUCGACGCGCUGGGGCUAAACAUCUAUGAGCAUGAAGACAAGUUGUCGCCAAAGAUCGGCUUCCCCUGGAGCGAGAUCAGAAACAUCUCCUUCAACGACAAGAAGUUUGUCAUUAAGCCCAUUGAUAAGAAAGCUCCAGAUUUUGUGUUUUACGCCCCUCGGUUGCGCAUCAACAAGCGCAUCCUGGCGUUAUGUAUGGGAAACCAUGAGCUGUACAUGAGGAGGAGGAAGCCCGACACCAUCGAGGUGCAGCAGAUGAAGGCUCAGGCCCGAGAGGAGAAACACCACAAACAGAUGGAGAGAGCGCAGCUGGAGAACGAGAAGAAGAAGCGAGAGCACGCGGAGAAGGAAAAGGAGCGAAUAGAGAGAGAGAAGGAGGAGCUGAUCCAGAGGCUGAGGCAGAUCGAGGAGCAGACACACAGAGCUCAGAAAGAGCUGGAGGAUCAGACUCGCAAAGCACUUGAGUUGGAGCAGGAGCGGAAGCGAGCGAAGGAGGAGGCCGAGCGUUUGGAGAGGGAGAGGCAGGCGGCGGAGGAGGCCAAGGCGUCGUUGGCUCAGCAGGCGGCCGACCAGAUGAAGAACCACGAACAACUGGCUGCUGAACUUGCGGAGUUCACUGCUAAAAUUGCUCUGCUUGAGGAGGCAAAGAGGAAAAAAGAAGAGGAAGCAACAGAGUGGCAACACAAAGCUCUAUCAGCACAAGAAGACCUGGAAAAGACCCGGGAGGAGCUGAAGACAGCCAUGACGUCUCCACCGGCGCCAGAGCACGACGAACAGGACGAAACCAACGCCGAGGCGAGCGCCGAGCUGCUCAGCGACGGCGUCACCAGCCACCGCAGCGAGGAGGAACGCAUCACUGAGGCGCAGAAGAACGAACGUGUCAAGAAACAGCUACAGGCUCUGAGUUCCGAGUUGGCCGAGGCCCGUGACGACACAAAGAAAACUCAGAACGACAUGCUGCACGCCGAGAACGUCAGGGCAGGAAGAGACAAGUACAAAACCCUGCGCCAGAUCCGCCAGGGUAACACCAAGCAGCGCAUCGACGAGUUUGAGUCCAUGUGAGGAGGGGGGGACACAACGAUGUCAACGCAUCACUUUCCUUGUGGAGCCCGAAACCUGCAGGAGCUCCUGCUGUGGUCCUAUCAGGACAAGGAACGACCAGCUGACGGGCUUUGUAGCUUCAGCCUCGCCAAAGCUCUGCCGAGCAGCGGUUAGCCAAUCACACAGCGACCUGCUUUUUAGAGCGCAGCCCCCGAUCCCAACGAAGCACGUCUUUUAAUCGGUUGGAAAAAUAGCAAGCGACGUAUUCUGUCGAUCACGGACACCUCCCUUUUACAAUACUGACAAUAUUAAUGCUUGCAUGUCUGAUAAAUAAACAGCAACAGGAGCGUUAGAGAAAAUGCCAUCACCCAGAAUUGGCUGAUGUCGUGCUUAUACCCAACAAAAAAGAAAAUGGCCGUUUGUAGCUUUUCAAUGUUGCUGGCACACUCGUCCGUAAAGCUUUAAUAUCUGUACCUUACUUUUAUUUCUUUGUAAUCAGUUGAAUUUAAAUAAUUUGUUUAAAAAAGUUAAAAAGAAAAGAAAACCGCCUAAUUUGUCUCUUUUCCUUCCCAUCUUGUCACCUUCUGUCAUUUUGUGCAGGGGAAGUUUUCAAUGCUGAGGUCAUUUUGUUUUCAAUGCUGAGGUGUUUGUUCCAAUAUGUAAUUUACCCCCAGAAUAAAGAAUUAAUUUAUAUUUCAAACGACGCUGCUACAGAAAGAUCUGUCUGCAGGGAUCAGAGCACGUUAAUUUGGAUUUAUUGACUAAGGAAGAUGCGUCAGAAAAACCUGUUUGAACCUGACAUGAUGUGGUGUUACUGUAAAACUCAAAAGAGGCUGAAAUUGCAACUUAAAGCCAGUUUGUAAUAAGUGUUCUUUUUUUCUGGUAAAUCAGGUUUUGCACAUUUUCAGCUUCCAACUGGAGUGAAAUUCUUUUGAUGGCUGUAAUAGUUACCACCAGGACACACGUUAUUAUUACCAGAUAUACUACCUGUGUUGUUGAAAAUACUUUUACGAGUUGAAUUAAUAAUUUCCUUACAAAACUAGAGAUGCAAAUCAUCUUUUUUGUGCAAUUUUAUAGAUGCGCUUGUCAUUUUAAUCGCUCUCAUAGAGUAGAUGUCCCACCAAGGCCCAACAGAACCUUAUAUUCAAUUAAGUUGCACCAAACUGCACACUCAUAGAUAUGAAUCUGUCCCCUCAAGAUUCCUAAUUAUUUUCAUCAAGAUUCAUGAAUUACUUGGGAAAACUGUGAAUUUGUCAAUAAACGCCUUAUUUCACCAUGUUAGAAAAAGUGAAAACCUGGAUCUGCCCUCUGAUCCGGAUCAACCCCGGGGUUCUUCCCUGACUAACACCACAUCCUUCCACUAAUUUCCGUUGGUUAUCCGUUGAGUUGUUUCUGUGUGAUCCUGCUGACAAACAAACAAACAGCAAAACGUGACCUUCUUGGCGGAAUAAAACCAGGACAAUGCGACACAUGAAA